GUUCGGCGGCGACGGCGGCGGCGGCGGCAAGAUGGCGGCGCACGGGGGCUCUGCGGCCUCCUCGGCGCUGAAAGGGUUAAUCCAGCAGUUCACCGCCAUCACGGGUGCAAGUGAAAGUGUGGGGAAACAUAUGCUUGAAGCCUGCAACAAUAACCUGGAGAUGGCUGUCACAAUGUUUUUGGAUGGUGGAGGAAUAGCUGAAGAGCCUAGUACCAGUUCAGCCAGUGUAUCUUCUGUCAGGCCACACACAGAAGAUGAAGUACGAGCUCCAAUUCCUCAAAAGCAGGAAAUACUGGUAGAACCAGAGCCCUUAUUUGGCGCUCCUAAAAGACGGCGGCCUGCUCGUUCAAUAUUUGAUGGUUUUCGAGAUUUUCAGACUGAAACUAUUCGGCAGGAACAGGAGUUGAGAAAUGGAGGAGCGAUAGAUAAGAAGCUCACUACCCUUGCAGAUCUCUUCCGACCACCUAUUGAUCUAAUGCAUAAAGGCAGCUUUGAAACUGCCAAAGAGUGUGGUCAGAUGCAGAACAAGUGGCUCAUGAUCAACAUCCAGAAUGUGCAGGACUUCGCUUGCCAGUGCCUCAACCGGGAUGUCUGGAGCAAUGAAGCUGUGAAGAACAUUAUCCGGGAACACUUCAUUUUCUGGCAGGUGUAUCAUGACAGUGAGGAAGGACAGAGAUACAUACAGUUUUACAAACUAGGGGAUUUUCCCUACGUCUCCAUCUUGGAUCCAAGGACAGGUCAGAAGCUAGUGGAGUGGCAUCAGCUAGAUGUGACUUCUUUCUUGGAUCAAGUGACAGGAUUCUUGAGUGAGCAUGGUCAAUUGGAUGGACUCUCCAGCAAUCCCCCCAAAAAAUGUGGCCGCUCUGAGAGCCUUAUAGAUGCAAGUGAAGACAGCCAGCUAGAAGCUGCUAUCAGAGCCUCCUUGCAAGAGACGCAUUUUGAUUCUACACAGGCAAAACAGGACAGCCGCUCAGAUGAAGAGUCUGAAUCUGAACUUUUUUCUGGAAGUGAGGAAUUCAUAUCAGUUUGUGGUUCUGAUGAGGAAGAGGAAGUAGAGAAUCCUGCCAAAUCUAGGAAGUCUCCACACAAAGACUUAUUGCAUAGGAAAGAGGAGAGCCGGAGGCCUCAAACUGAGCCCUCAGCUAGGACUGAGCCUGGAACUGCAACAAACCACCAAGUACUGUCAGGCAUGGAUUCUGAAAUAUUGGAGGUGUUACCUGAGAAGUCAGAUGGGCUUUCAGAAGGGCUGGAAAUGAAUGGACCAAAAGCACAGCUGAUGUUGAGGUAUCCAGAUGGAAAGAGGGAACAGAUCACUCUUCCAGAACAAGCUAAACUUCUAGCUCUGGUGAAGCAUGUGCAGUCAAAAGGAUACCCAAAUGAACGUUUUGAACUUCUCACCAACUUCCCUCGAAGGAAGCUUUCUCACCUUGACUAUGACAUUACAUUACAAGAGGCAGGCCUCUGUCCUCAAGAGACUGUCUUUGUACAGGAAAGAAAUUAGCACCAUGGCCUGACCUCUCUCAGCUGCCCCUCGUCCUUUUACUUGGGAUACUGCGUCCCUGAGUGUGCAGUUUGGCUCCUAGGACCACAGAGCCAAACUGGGCAAGCGGCCCCCGCCCGCUCUCACCUUUGUCUGGGCUCUUCCUCCACAGCGUCUUUCCCCUCUGUCUUCUGUCCUUCCUCCGCUCUCCUCUUCCUUUUUCCCCCUAAUCUGGUGACCAAAUCAAAACCUAAGUAUGCCAUCUGUCCUAAUACUGGUUGCAGGAAAUGCUUGUUCCAUUUGGGAAAGAGGGAUGCUGUCUUACACAUCACUCUCUGGAAAUAAGGAAAAAUAAUGUGACCUCGGUUUCCUGGGGCAGAGGAAAGGCCAGAUUCAAAAAAACUACCACCUCCCAUCCCCAUCUUAUUCCUUACUCUUGGGAGAAAAAAAAAGGUGUCUUCAUUUUUUUUUUCUUUUAGUUUCAUGUAAGAAGUAUCAUGUAACAAAAUACCCAGGCUUUCGUUUAUGUGGAGAAAAACGCUCCUUAUGAUAGUUUGUCAAAAAAAAAUUUUUUUAAUUUCUCUUUCCCUCAUCUCUCCUGUAGAAGAAUAGGUCCAUGGUAUAUGUGCUGUUGGGAAGUUGAUUGUCAAAUAUGGGAUAAGAUAGAUUAGGAUGGCUUUCAACACUCCUGCCUUAGUUUUCUCCAUUUCUCCUUAUUUGGAAUUAUUUUAUGGAAGCUGUUGAUACCAACAUACUAGGAGUGAAUAGUAAUUCAGUGAAAUUACUGAAUCCUUUAUACCCAUUUUCAAGCUUAUGAGAUCGAGAUUUUCCAUAAUUUCAAAAACUUGUGUUGGGAAAAGGAAUGUGUUUACUCUUGGGACAAGAUGACAUUUCCUGGCCUCUUCCAUUUUCUGGGUCCAACAAAGGGUUUAAGUAUGGCAGGAGUUUUUUGUUUUUUGCUUUUUUUUUAGUUGUAGUUUUACAAUCAUGCAGUAAAAUGGUAACUGUAAAUUAGAAAUUGGUUUUGCUGUUGAUCUUAUCUAUGGUGCUUUAGGGCUGCCUCAGAGAAAAGAGAAACAAGUAACUCUGAAUGGUGGGUUUCUUUAGUUAGGGGAAAUCCUAAUUCAUUUUGACCCCGGGGUAAAAUAGUCUUUAAGAGGCUCUAAGACUGAAUGAGCCAAGCUACUUUUAAGAUUUAGGUUCUUCCAUCACCUAUUGCAGCCAAAGGAUGUUGAGUGGUAUCAGAACUGAAAGCAUUUCUUAAGGGAACACCUUUAAACUCAGUCCAUAAAGCAGCAUUUAAUAACUAGAGUGAGAAAAACUGCUCUUAUUAAUCUUCAACAGUUGAAAUUUUCUGCCAUCAAAAGCCUCAUUUAAUUGUAAGUUAGUUGAGAAUUUGAUAUUCAGCUCCAAAGAAGAAGUUAUCUAUUUUAAAUGAAUGCAACACCAUUCACUUACCCCUUUAGCUAGCAGGAGAGUAAAGUAGGGACUGGGGUGAAGAUGGCAAUAGAACUAAAACUUGUCUAUAUAGAGAUCAUACUAUUCAUUUCUGCACCUUAGAGGAAAAAUAAAUUGCUAAUGUUGGAAAUAAACUACAAACUUUAACUUGUAACCCAAAUUCAGAUAUAUUUUCAGAGACUUUUAGACUUCCUGUCUAUUUUACAAGAUCUUACCUUUUAGCACCCAAGGGAUAAAGGAGGAGGGGAUUAUCUUUUGUUAGUACACAAUUGUGGAAUGUGAUUUCUAACGAUUGAUUGGUGAGGCACCCUCACUAAAGAAUGAAAUAUAUGUCUUCUAUAGGAAAUCAUGGGAAAGUCUGUUUAUUCUUUAAUGGAUCUUUACAAAUGAAUGUCCUUACAUUUUCCUAAGUCUGUGUAAGUGCUUAUGUAUAAGUAUAUAAUUGUAUAAAUAUUUAUAAAUAUAUUUAUAUAAUUACAGUUUCCUGUAUGCAUUGAGUCAGAGUUAUCUAUCCAGAUUGGUGACUAAACAGCACCACUUUGGUGUUUUUGCACAGGAUCCACAGGUUUACCAGCAGCUUCUGAUUCCUUGCAAAAACACAAAUUUCUUGGUAAUCUCUGCAAAUAAUAUGUUGGAGGGCCUUAGAUAUGAGCACUUGUUAAUAACUACGGAGAAGCAUGAUGUAUUAUCAGUAGUACACAGGAAGAAAUGGCGGUUUUGAAUUAGAGAAGGAUUUAGAAACCUUGAAUUUUCAGGUGGCACAAGGUGAGAGUGUCAUCUAGGACUAGAGGAAAGACCAGUGAAGUAGGUCCACUUGUGAGGUACAGAUUUGUGACCAGAGUGACAGCUGAGUGUGUGAAAUGUUCUCCGGUAAAUCACCCGUUGAACUCCCUGCCCAAUUCCUUUGAUAGUCUCCUUUUUAGGAAAAAUAGCCCGAGUCAGAUGUUGGUAGCCUUUGCAAAGGUGGGUUCCAGGCUUUCUGAUAAAGACCGGUCAUUGUUGGGUUGAGGGUCUGAGGUAGAAAACUGAAAAACAGGCAUCUGAAAAGAGAGCAAGAAAUCCCCCACCCUAAGCACACUUUAGCCUUGAAGUUCAGAAUAUGGUCAUUGAAUUAUUUUAUCUCACAGUAGAGACGAAACCAUCCUGAGGUUGUUAGGGCUCCAGUAAGGGCACAGAGCUAUACCACUCCCUCCAUGGAGCAUGUAUCUAGCAUUCUCCAAUCCCAGAAAAAUUUGUUGCUGCUCCACUUAAAAUUAAUCCACUUCCUUUUUUUAAUGCCUUCUUUCUCUUCAAGAUUCUUUAAGUAAAAAUAGUGAUUUUUGGCUGUUUUUGAGGCAAAGAGGAAAGUGCUAUGAUUUAGCUGUGAGGGUUUGGGUUAUGGUGGAGCUCAUUAAAGUAGGUUGAGAAAGAAGCACAUUAGUUGUACAUUUUAGCUUCUUUCAAGACUUUCCCUUGCUCUUUCAGUCUCUCUCUGGACUAAGAAAAGGGAGAGAAUGUUGUGACUAUAAAAGCCUCUUCUCUUGCCCUAGUUAUGGAAGUACUAUUUCUGGGAGGGGGAUUGCUGAGAAGAAAUGGUUUAUAUGAAUUACGUUAAGUAGUUGUGUUAUUGGUUUAAGUGGUAACUGGAAGUUAGGGGGUCAGAGAUAAAGAAUCUAUAGUCCAGCCACAGAAUGUCUGAGCACAGUCCUCUUACAGUAUUUACUUCCUCUAGUUUGAUGCUUUUCCUAGCCUGCUUUGAUCUUCAGGGGAAAGCAUUUGUGGGGUCAGCGUCCAGAUUCACAAAAGUAUAACUUUACACAACAGUUCAACCGCUUUGAUAAUAAUGGUUCUUUUCUUCAACACACUGGGGCAGGAUGGGAGGGUAUUUAAUAGGUGGGAAGGGAUGGGGGAGGGUGGAGAGGGUUGGGAAGGGAAACACACCUGAGAAAUAAGCUAGGCCAGAGGAAUUGAGAACUGAUAGGGAAAGUGAGUUCAGGAGAAUUUAAGUUAAAGAUAUUUAAAAAUUUUAAAAUAUUUUUUAAUUUGAUCCAAGAAGGACCCACUGAAAGACAAGAUUUUUAUAACCUGGGGAAGAUGAUUGUUUUUAGUUAUGGUAGUCAGUUCUAUUUCAAAGGCCCAUUUCUCCAACAUUUACUAACAAAGUUUAAAUUUAAAAUUAUAGGACUUUAAUUUGGCUCAGUAUAUUAAAAUUUGGAAAUGAAAAACAGGUAGCAAUUUUUAGAGGACUUGGCCCUAAGCAUAGAAAUUUCCUAAUCAUUCAUCUCAUUUGAGGGCUAGCUUUUAAUACUAAUUAGGAAGCUGUUUUUAAAAUGAGUACACUGGUGAAAAUAUAAAAGAAAAAAAAGGACUUCACUUACUAGAUUGCCAGAAAUAAAAAGAAAGAUUCACAUAUAAUUACUCAGUCAAUAUACUUAACAUCUUUAGGAAAGAAUAGAUUCUCUUUCCUGUUUUCAAAUAUCACCAGGCUCAAUAUCUGUUAUGUAAGGAUUUUACUAUUAUCUUAUUAUUCAGGUAUCAUCCCAUUUUCCAGAUGAGAAAAUGGCCUCAAUUAAGUUGAAAAAACUUGCCCAUCAUCACACAAUUAAGUGUCAGAGGGUAGUCAGGUCUUCGUGACUCCCAAUUUCAGCACUCUAGCUGCCAUUCCACUCUGCCUGUCACUUGGCACAAUUUGUUGAAUCCUGACUGCUCUGACCCGGCACGGAAGACCGUUGAUGAACUACUAAAUGAAAGGUUUAAAAAGAAAAAAACAUAGUAUGGAACUCUGGUUCUCAAGGAGCUUGAAACCUAAUUAGGAGGACACAACCCAAAUGAAACAAUUAGAGAAUAAUUAGUAAAUUGCCUGUUAAUAAAUGUGUUGGAAUUUCAGAGAAGAUGAAGAGCAGAGUGCACUAUACUGAUUAGAGAAGGCUUUGUGGAAAAGGUGUUCUUUAUGGAAUGGGUAGGAAAUAAAGGCCCGAUUUUAAUAUAGUGACAAAAUGCUUUUUUUCCAUUUCUUGCUGCCACAGUUUGUGGCAUGAUUGGUUGGAUCCUUUUAAAUUUUAAUGUCAGUUUUACCAAGAUUGCUAAUACCUGGAUUAGAUUCCUAGUCUUCACCUUGAGACUAUAGCUUACUCAGAGAAUAUCCCAUAUUUGGACACUUAAGAGAAAGGCCUACUUGAUAGAACCUCUAGUACUUAGUACAACUUGGAGAAAGUUACCAAAGCUCUCCGCCACAUGCCAAGUCAUUCGUAGAUGCCCCUCUGUUUUGUUGUAGGUUGUCCCAGAAACUUUUAGAGUAUAGCUAAAAGUGUUUCCUUUGCCCUAUGUUCAAGAACUGGUUUUGACCAAUAAUUAGUCCUACCUACUGAAAUUCAGUAAUGAUUCAGUGGUUUUUUUACUCUUUAAUUCUUUAUUCUUGAUCAAUAUUGCCUCCAAAUAAAGGAUAAUUAAAUCAACCCAGAUAGUUCACCAUUGCUAUAAUGACAUUUAACUUUUCUUGUUUUGUAAGCUAUUCUUUGUGCUAAGGCUUAAGACAUUGAGUGUCUGAAUAAUUUUGUGAGGAUUGGUUUUAGAAUCUAAAUCUGUCAUUUUGGUUGUUUUUUGAGAAACUUCCCAAGACUCCACUAGGGCAUAAGUUACAGAGAGGUUGCUGACCUGAAAUAGUGGAGGGAAUUUGCUCUUCCAGGGAGUUGCUUUAUCACAGACUCAGCUGUACCCCCACCCCAAGCACCCCCAUUCUAUUAGAUCAGUCUAUGAAAAGAGAAACUAAUAAAGGCAUCUCUGUUCCUUUCUGUCAUGCCGUUUUCCCCAAGUUUUGCACUUCGUCUUUUGGAAGCACUUAUGUUAGGUGUUCAUCUCCUUUAUUAUGUUCAUUGUUGAAAAGGAUCGAGUAAGUUUAUGAGGUUGAGCACAAAUAGAAGAGUAUGUCAGCUCUGUUACGAACACGACUUUGUGACCAUACUUGGUUUAGAGGAUGCAGUGAAUAUUCUAUGGUUUGUCCUAUUCCUUGAGUGGUGGUGGUGGGGGUGCUUUUUGUUUUGUUUUUGAUUUUAUUAACUGUAUAAGAAAGCUUUAGCAUUCCCCAACAGAAGAAUGGCUUUUCAGUGCUAAAGGUGUCAGUUGAGUCAGCCUACUGUUCUACAGGACUUUUUGCCUUUUCAGCUAUAACUUUCUCUGUCCACCCUGUGAGGCAGCACUGCUGGCAAGAUAGCUUGCCGUCAAGUACAGUUUCAAGGUGGAUAUGAUGAUUUUGAAGGUCUUCUGCCGUUGAACUCAUUGUGUUCAUUGAUUAUGAGAUUUAGUGAUACUAAGUGAUGCUUUUCUUGAAACGUACUCUUCUGUGUUCUCAAUUUUUUAGAAACCAUUCCUUGAAAAUUAAUUUGAUUAUUAAAGUAAGUUAUGUUUAAGGAAGCUCAUUUUCUAAAACUUACAGUCUGACUUAUUUGUGUCACUUUUGAAGAAGUAGAUAGGAAAGUCUCUUCCCAGAAACAAAUCAGAGGUUCUUGUUUUCUUUCCCCUCCUUUUGUGUAGAGAACCCUUUGCCCUGUAGAAUUCUAUUAGUCUUAGAAGGGAAAAGCAGAUACUAGAAUUGCUACAUUCCUGGAAGCCUGUAGAAUAAGCAAACUGACAUUUUUCUCUUAAGUCCCUUGUCAAAAUCUUUACUUAUCCAUUCUUUACUUGUAGGAGGGAGACACUAUGAAAGUUGAAUGACAUUCUUCACAAAAUGCCAUUGCAGUGCUUGGCCUGCUUAGUCAAACUGAUAGCUAUUAUAAUUUGUGGUUCAGGCUUUUUUUUUUUGCCAGAUGAUAACUAUUUGAAGUGAAACCGGGUUAACUCAGGUCAUCUACUUUAGUCAGAAAUGUAGUACAUCUCAAGAA
Messenger RNA from Trichosurus vulpecula (common brushtail), 7794 nucleotides. It is a transcript of the gene UBXN7, whose product is annotated as UBX domain protein 7. Gene Ontology annotation, cellular component: nucleus. The record is from RefSeq and is a predicted model, not a curated record. Gene Ontology annotation, biological process: proteasome-mediated ubiquitin-dependent protein catabolic process. The coding region runs from base 32 to 1501 and encodes 489 amino acids. The transcript is spliced from 11 exons. Lineage: Eukaryota; Metazoa; Chordata; Mammalia; Diprotodontia; Phalangeridae. Gene Ontology annotation, molecular function: ubiquitin binding.